AUGGUUAAUCUCGAACUCUCGAAGCACGGCACAGGAUUGCUCUGCAUCAGAGUAGAACUAGAGUACAACUUCAUUAACCCCACAGCCCCUGCCCAGCCCCUGCCCCGCCCCGUCCGGCUGGCCCCCCGCCGCGCGCUGCCGCCGCCCACGGCCGCUCGCGCCGCCCGCCGCCGCCCGCUAAGGCCCCGCUUCGCGCUCGCCUCGCGCCGCGCGCUCGCCGCCGCCGGAGCUCGCCCUGCGCCCGCGCUGCCCACGGCCGCCCGCCUCGCCCGCCGCGCUCGGCAAGGCUGCGCCGCGCCCGCGCGCUCGCUACUGCGCCGCGCGCCCGCCCAGCGCUCGCGCCCUGCCUACCUCGGGCCGCCGCGCCGCCACGGCCGCGCGCGAGCCACGGCCGGCCACGCCCGCACCGGCUGCGCCCGCUCCGCCUCGCCGCCUCCGGCCCCGGCCGCGUGCCCCCACGCCGGCCGCGCCCGCUCCGGCUGCCCGCACGCCGGCCGCGCCCGCUCCCGCUCCGGAUGCCCGCCAUGGCCGCGCCGGCUCCAAUGGACAGAAGCAGUUGCUAGCUGA
Lolium perenne is the source of this 567-nucleotide messenger RNA. NCBI's taxonomy places the organism in Eukaryota, Viridiplantae, Streptophyta, Magnoliopsida, Poales, Poaceae. The record is from RefSeq and is a predicted model, not a curated record.